Messenger RNA from Stylophora pistillata, 2407 nucleotides. Its product is annotated as nucleolysin TIAR. Lineage: Eukaryota; Metazoa; Cnidaria; Anthozoa; Scleractinia; Pocilloporidae. Gene Ontology annotation, molecular function: RNA binding. The record is from RefSeq and is a predicted model, not a curated record.
UCACAUAAAUUAGUGCGCGCGCAUUAGUGGCUUCUCUUGAACCUUCUCCCUAACACUCCAUCUUUUGAUAUAGCUACAAUGGACGACAUCGACGAGAAGAAAACCAGCCUCUACGUGGGAAACUUAGAUCGUCGCUGCACCGAACAGUUUGUUAAAGACAUUUUCUCUAAAUGUGGAAAGGUCGUUAGAUGCAAGAUGAUUAACGCGAGUUCACAAACAGACCCAUACUGUUUUGUGGAAUUUGAAACAAGGACAGAUGCAGAGAAAGCCCUUUUCGCUAUGAACAGUAGGACUGUUUAUGACAAGAAUAUUAAGGUGAACUGGGCGACUAAUAACACUGGAAGCAUGAGGAAAGACACAAGUAAUCAUUAUCACAUAUUUGUGGGUGACCUUGACCCAGAGAUUGAGAAUGAUGGUCUUUAUAAAGCUUUCUCCGCUUUUGGAGUAGUAUCGGAUUGUCGUGUUGUAAAAGAUACUGCAUCGGGAAAGUCCAAGGGAUAUGGUUUUGUGUCAUUUGUAAAAAAGGAGGAUGCCGAGAAAGCCAUGAGGGAAAUGAAAGGUCAGCAGUUAAGAGGCAGAAACAUACGGACUAACUGGGCUGCUAGGAAAGCAACUGUACCAGUAACAAAGCAACUGUCACUGGAUGAAAUAUCACGCCAAGCCUCUCCGUAUAACUCCACUGUGUACGUCGGGAAUCUUCCACCGGGCUGCACUGAUGACACACUUCGUCAGAACUUCUCACACUUUGGACAGAUCUAUGACAUCAAAAUAUUUCCAGAGAAAUUUUAUGGAUUUAUCAAAUUUUACACACACGAGCAAGCGUUAGAUGCCAUUUACAAAUCACAGAGAACUGUACUAGGAGAUAAUUUAUUGAAAUGUUCUUGGGGGAAGGAACAGACAGAUGUAAACAACGCUCAAUCAGCAAUGCAGCAAUGGCAGCAGUAUUAUCAACAGUAUUACCAGCAAGUUUACAGUCAGCAGCCCAUGCAGCAGCAGUCUCCGGCUCAGGGAGGGUAUGUUCAGUACCCAGCAGCAGCAGCAGCGGCAGCAGCAGCUCAGUAUGUCUAUUAUCCACAGCAGACCUAUGGAACUCAACCAAUGCAAGUUGUUCAAGCAGCAAUGCCCGGAUAUCCUGCUCAAAUGUCCCCAGCGUCUUCUGCUGGUCAGCAGCCUCCCAACCAGAAUCAGCAGAUGAUGGGCAUGAUUGGGCCUCAUCACCAAGGAGCUCCCUCCCCUGCCAAUCCAACUUCUUACGUUAUGCAGCAGGCUGCAGGCUAUCCAACACAGUAGUGAUACCACAGGAAACCACUGUCUAAGAGCAAAGAAAUCAUUUACCAUAGAAACCGUCGACAGAGUUGACUAUAGACAAAUCCUCUCCACAGAAGAGGAACAAUUUAAUGGGAGAAAAUAUGCAAAAAAAAUUUUUGAAUAUAAAUUUCUCUCGUCUCGCGUCAGAUGAAAACAAACAAAUAAAAAUAUCCAAGCUAUAAAAAACGUGAAUCCUUGUUUAGCAUUGAACCCUUUUGUGUUGAAAAAGUAGGGCAACAGUGCGUAGAGCAUUUUAACUAUUAAGCUGAUAACCAUACAUGUAUACUUUGUACAGUUUAAAAAGUAUAUUUUGUAUUUAUUGCGUUCCCUUUGUUCGAUUUGAAUUCUACCCCGACGCCUUUUAAAACGUAUAAACAAUAUUUUUUCAUGUCAUGGAAGCGAUAUCACGUGCGAUUUGGCGGCUCUUUGUAGAAUUCAACCCCGCAAUACUUGAAGCUGAACUUUUUCAACGUACAAAAGGUGUUCAGGGCUAAGCUUAGCUGCAUAAGUAGCAGUAACCGUGUUCCUUGUCACAAAGCUGUGUACAUUUGGCGAAUGUGGAUCUCUCUCUCUCUCUCGCUGGUCGUGCUUUUUGUAGUGUAACAGUUUAGUAUUUGUAGUCAUGUUGAAAGAACAGAAACCUGUUGGAGAAAAUGUAAAAGUAUGAAUGUGGGGAUAUGUGCGCUGCUGCCUCCCGCGACCAGGAAAAGAAGAAAUAAAAGAGACCUUUUACAAAGUUGUGCAUAUUUGAAUUACAAAUUACAUCCAAAACCUUCCAAGAGUUCGUUUACAAGAGUGCGUUCAAUGAGGAGGGUAUUGUUGUGCAACUGUCCUGUUUGACUGUGACAUAUGCCACCUUUUCAGACGUGCUUCAGGAGAGGUAUGACCUUACAUAAGGAAAAACCUUUGAUGAAUCCCAGUCUAGAGGUACAUCCUCAGGAGAGGAGAACUCAAAUUGAAGAUAGUACAUUGCAUUUACUAUGAACAAUGUUAUAAUUAGCCAAACUACACAAAAGCUCUACUUUCAACUCAGUUUAUCAUGUUUUAUAGAGUAGUAAAGUGAUGACAUCAUAAAAUAAAACUUUGAGAAUUUUCGAAA